Messenger RNA from Anastrepha obliqua, 1455 nucleotides. RefSeq names its product homeobox protein H2.0 (gene H2.0). Bases 1 to 1455 code for a protein of 484 amino acids. Lineage: Eukaryota; Metazoa; Arthropoda; Insecta; Diptera; Tephritidae. The transcript is spliced from 3 exons. Gene Ontology annotation, molecular function: DNA-binding transcription factor activity, RNA polymerase II-specific; sequence-specific DNA binding. Gene Ontology annotation, biological process: regulation of DNA-templated transcription. The record is from RefSeq and is a predicted model, not a curated record.
AUGGGCGUAUUAGAAAUAGACCAGCUCCUAAACACAGUUAUGGAGUCCACGCCCACGCCAACGAACUUAACAGUGAAAAAAGCCGUUGCCAGUGAUUUACAUAGGCGAUCGGAAAGUGUUGAAGAAAUGCAUGUAGAAUUUACAAAAUCUCUCGAAAUCGACAACAACAGUAAUGAAAAUAUCAAUGCGACGAAAUUGUCAGUGCCAGUUGGUGAAACGAAAAUUCAACUCAGUUUUAGUGUUGAUCGUUUACUAAAUAUCGAAGAAACGCGUUCAACCGAAAAAAAAUCACAUCAAGAGCUAAACGAAGCUUUUGAAAUAUUGAAAAAUUGCAAUAGCAGUGAAGUGAAGUGCUCAGAAAAUGCAAAUCUGAGUGUGUACGACACAUGCACACAUCCAAGUUGUUCGGGUCUGGUGGAGAGCACACAAAUGCGAAUUGAAAAUUAUACGUUAAACUUAAAGAAAUACUCGUCGAUCGGCAAUGCAAUGACGGGGAAAUUUUACCGUCAAAUGCCGUCAUUGGCGCCACCAUAUUUGGAUUUUAAAUCGAUCGUGCGACCGACGCCAAUAAGGGCAAUCGGUAAUGGGCGUGAAACAGUAACUCUCCACACACCAUAUUCCUCCACACUGGCCACCUCAACUCUCCUGCGUUUUCAACAACAAAAAUCGAGUGCAACACAUCCACAAAUGCUUGCCAUACCGCCGGUAUUACUACAGAAUUUAGGUGCUGGUGUUAGUGGCGACGUCAAUCUUGGUCUUAAAUCCUUCCACAACGCUUCGUUGAGUUCACAAAGCUUCGGACCAUCUACACUCGCAGCGCGAUUCACAGGCUUAAAAGCACCCCCACACCACCUAUUGGACAUUCCUAUGAGUACAGCAAGUCUAAUCAACCAUCAUCAGCAGCACCAUCCUCACCAUGUUGCGCCAAGUACAAGUCUAUCGUCAAAUCAUGCCACCGGCAGCAACACGCCCACGCAAUUGCAAAUAACGGCUUCCAGCGGUAGUAGCAUCAACAUGAAUAAUAUCAACAAUAACGCCACUAGCAGUAGCGGUGGUGGUGGUAAACGGAAACGCUCAUGGUCGCGUGCUGUGUUUAGUAAUUUGCAGCGCAAAGGUCUCGAAAUACAAUUCCAGCAACAGAAAUAUAUCACCAAGCCGGAUCGUCGUAAGUUAGCGGCUCGCCUCAAUCUUACAGAUGCACAGGUUAAAGUUUGGUUCCAGAAUCGUCGCAUGAAAUGGCGGCAUACGCGGGAGAAUCUUAAAAGUGGACAAGAGAAGCAAAUCGCUUCAGCAGCAAACAGUUGCGCAACAACAACUGCAUCGCCAAUUGGUAAACAGGAGAGCAAUUCGCAAUCAGCUAACGACGAAAAGCGUUUAUUGGAUGGCUAUUCCAGUGAUGAUUCGUCAAGUGGCGAAAUAAGCGAAAAUGACGACGAAAUCGAUGUGGUGCAGUGA